GGCUCCUGGAGUUCAAUCCCACCAAGUGCAAAGUCAUGAAGAUUGGGGAAGGGCAAAGAAGGCCGCAGACGGAGUACAGUCUAGGGGGUCAGAGACUACAAACCUCACUCAAGGAAAAAGAUCUUGGGGUGAGUAUAACACCAGGCACAUCUCCUGAAGCGCACAUCAACCAAAUAACUGCUGCAGCAUAUGGGCGCCUAGCAAACCUCAGAACAGCAUUCCGACAUCUUAAUAAGGAAUCGUUCAGGACCCUGUACACCGUAUACGUUAGGCCCAUAUUGGAGUAUGCGGCACCAGUCUGGAACCCACACCUAGCCAAGCACGUAAAGAAACUAGAGAAAGUGCAAAGGUUUGCAACAAGACUAGUCCCAGAGCUAAGAGGUAUGUCCUACGAGGAGAGGUUAAGGGAAAUCAACCUGACGACACUGGAGGACAGGAGAGAUAGGGGGGACAUGAUAACGACAUACAAAAUACUGAGAGGAAUUGACAAGGUGGACAAAGACAGGAUGUUCCAGAGAUUGGACACAGUAACAAGGGGACACAGUUGGAAGCUGAAGACACAGAUGAAUCACAGGGAUGUUAGGAAGUAUUUCUUCAGCCACAGAGUAGUCAGUAAGUGGAAUAGUUUGGGAAGCGAUGUAGUGGAGGCAGGAUCCAUACAUAGCUUUAAGCAGAGGUAUGAUAAAGCUCACGGCUCAGGGAGAGUGACCUAGUAGCGAUCAGUGAAGAGGCGGGGCCAGGAGCUCGGACUCGACCCCCGCAACCUCAACUAGGUGAGUACACACACACACACACGGGGCCAAGAGCGAGGACUCGACCCCUGCAACCACAAAUAGGUGAGUACAGGUUAAGGGAAAUCGACGACACUGGAGGACAGGAGGGAUAGAGUUAACAUAAUAACGACAUAUAAAAUACUGAGAGCACUCGACAAGAUGGACAGAGGCAGGAUGUUCCAGAGAUGGGACACAGCAACAUGGAGCCACAAUUGGAACUUGAAGACUCAGAUGAGUCACAGAGAUGUUAGGAAGUAUUUCUUCAGUCAUAGACUUGUCACAAAGUGUAAUAGUCUGGAAAGUGAUGUAGUGGAGGCAGGAUUCAUACAUAGCUUUAAGAAGAGGUAUGAUAAAGCUCCGGAGCAGGGAGAGUGACCUAGUAGCGACCAGUGAAGAGGCGGGCCAGGAGCUAUGAAUCGACCCCUGCAACCACAAUUAGACAACCAGAAACUGCUGCAGGGUCCACGAAGAGUUGUGAGACUGUGUAUGUGCGCUGUGCUGCUGCCCACGAUACUCAUCACCAUCCCUCUCUAUGUCCGCCUAGUACUCUACCCACCCGGGCACUACCCUAUGAUGCCCACUGACCAGCGUCUCCUUAGUAGACACGUCUCCGGCGUCUGGUGCCAGGCUCAGACUACACGCAUGAACGGCAGCUACAAUGCCUACGUCAGCCCUCGAGUUCCGAGUACCUCAGUUAACCGUUCCACCCACUGCAUGCUGCACUCCACUCUCCUACAGGAUGACAUCAAAGAGUACUGGGGUUUCCAUCUCCUUAAAGGAUCCAAGGUCACAAUUUCCGCGUGUGCCAGCACGGUAGGCGCACAGCUGAUGAUCUUGAGGGGCGUAGAGAACCUUCGGCGCUGCGCCUGGAUCGGUGAAGAAGACUCAGAAGAAGAAGUAGUGAUCCAGGAUGUGGAAGACCCAGCAGGAGAUAGUGACCCGGAGCUUCAUUCAAGCCUCAACGACCAGCAGCUGGUAGGCGUCUCCGAGGACCAGAGUCUAGGUAAUCAAGAUGGUGAGCACUAUCCAGGGCUCACGGAAGUGCUAAAUGAACUCCAACGUGCGGCAGGCGGCGCUCUAGAUACCGAACUGCAGACUAAUGAAACAGAUACGCCUAUUUUUAUUGAUCAGUCAGAAGAAAGGCGUAAGAAUUUGCGCAAGCUUCUUCGACAAGCUGUUAAAAUGAGCAAAAGCAAGAAAGAAAUCUUACAGAUUCUUCACUUAGUAGGACGGGAUGGGAAGAGGCAGCUUCCUAAGAGAAUCAAAUAUAUUUUGGGAAUUAAAUCAGAGGAGGUACUGCCCUUUUCACUAACUGAGACCUCUGGAGCUCUAGGAAGUGAAGAAAGAAUCCCUAACAAAACAGGUGAGGCGGAAACGUUAACAAAAAGAAACAUUCGGUCUGUGAAGGAGAACAUUGAAGAUUAUGAUGGUGCCUUCGAAAUAUUUGACGAGGGCGAAGACAUCGCCACUUCUAAACACAGCAGAAACAUGAUGAAACGCAAGCCAACAAAACCCACUGACUCGGUGGAAAAAAUGGUUGGAGGGCAGAUCUUUUUUCCCGAAGGACUAAAGUUCGAGCGAGGUAUGUUCAAUCAGACGACGAAACUAGAUGGCUCAAACGAAGAGGAAGUGUCAUCGUUCUCUAGCAGCGAGGAGGCCCUAGCCAGCUGUGAAGGUGUCAUCAUGACUCUUCCUCUCGUGGCUUACCGAAGCUGUAAUUACCGCUGGAUCGAGACUAACAAGGUCGUCUACGAUAUACCCGUCACCGGCACCUACUACUUCGUCUUCUCCAGCGAUAACGAGAUCUCUACCAACCAGCUCUUCUUCAACUUGACGAUCGACCGAGUAGUGUAUGACACCAGCGACUCCAGACAAGUGUGUACCAACACAACCAACUGUUUAAUACCACUGUCCUUCUGGUCGAACGAGCAGACACUGGUGGAGGUGCCGGAGGAGAACACCUGGGAUCAUUCCUACAUGCUAGAUACCAAAUGCGACCCCAGAGUGCCUGUCUACCUCACUUUCCUCAUCCUGGCUCCCCUCAUGAUACUCUUCUGUGCCUUUAACUAGGCACAACUGAGGCGAACAACAAUGCGCUGUACUCUAUGCUCAUGUUCGAUGUUUAACACUACCGACAAACUGUGCAUAUGUUCAACAGUGUAUACUGUAAAGUGUAGUAAUGCUCAGCACUGAAGACAAAUUGUACUCAUGUUCAACACUGUAAACAGAAUGUUGGAAUGCUCAGCAUUCUGAUCAAAGUGUACUUAUGCUCAACACUGUACAAUGAAGGCAGUAUACUUGUGCUCAAUACUGUACACAGUAGACAAAGUGUAGUAAUGUGCAAUACUGUAAACUGAGAGCGAAUUAUAGUGAUACUCUAUACUGCACAUAAUACUGUACCAUAAUAAGAGAGGAAAACGACCUUUGAAUAUUGAAUAAUGACUAAUAGAUGUACCAUACAAGGUCUGCGAGCUACAAAGUCGACAGAAUGCUAGGUUUCAACGAUACACGUUUCUAAUGUCCAAAAAUUAAAUAAAAGAAUUGAAUAUAUAUAUAUAAUAUAUAUAUAUAUAUAUAUAUAUAUAUAUAUAUAUAUAUAUAUAUAUAUAGUUAAAAAGACUCAAUUGAUUCAGUGGUCCAUCAAUCCUUGGAUCUCCUGCCCAGCGCUCUACUACUUCUCUUUGAUUAUAGAAAUAAUAAUAAUAAUAAUAAUAAUAAUAAUAAUAAUAAUAAUAAUAAUAAUAAUAAUAAUAAUAAUAAUAAUAAUGAUAAUAACAUUCAACACUGAAGAUGUUAGUUGGUUAACUGGGUUUAAAGGCCAUCAACUACACGAGGGUCAUUAAGGUUUCAUAUACAUACGUUAAUCACUAAAACAAGCAUUAAACUUAAACUCUCAGUGCAUAUACGUAUGUGUAUAUAUUUCGUGAAUGAAGGUCCAAUGUAAAUACAUAGUAUUAUUCAAUAUAAUAAUGGUACACAAGACAGAUAAGUAGAUAAACAAGUUAAUUAUCUACACAAUAAUAUUACUAAACAAUAAAGACUAUAUUCUCGCUAAAAAUUGAGAAAAUAUAUUGUAAUAAUACUGAACUUUACCAACAAGUCUUCUUUACAAUGUAUAUCUUUAAAACAUACGAAUAUAAUAGGUAUAUUUUUAUACUGAAGAAAAUAGUAACGUGUAUUAACAGAAGACGUUGACAGUGUUUUGUUUUGUCAAUAUUACUAAACUGUGGCAUAUUUAAAAGUAUUUUGAUGUUAAUGUAUAGGUGAACUGAGGCAUUAAUGACUUUAUACAGUUCUUAGGUGAACCUAGGUGAAUUGACGCAUUGAUGACCCUUAUACAAUCAUUAGGCUUGAAACCUAACUUACUUAAUUGAUGCUCAAUAGAAUUAUAGGGAAGAACUUGUGUGUGUGUGUGUGUGUGUGUGUGUGUGUGUGUGUGUGUGUGUGUGUGUGUGUGUGUGUGUGUGUGUGUGUGUGUGUGUGUGUGUGUGUGUGUGCGCGUGUGUGGCUAGUUACUGUUCUGCAAUUGUAAUUGUUCAGGACUUGAUCAGUUACUGUGAAGCUUUAAACCCGUGUGGUGGGCGCUGAGUGCUGCAGGCUCAAGCCUCUGACCGUCAAAUACGGUUGCACAGGACGACAAUACAGCUGAACCCUAUAGUAAAACUUCGAUAUUGUGCAGUGAGGCCCUAUAUUCUAAAGUGGACAGAGUGUAUACAAAAAUAGUACAGUAUGUACAAUAUAAUUAUAUUUUAAAGUGAGCAGCAUUAUAUCUAACCUGUGUUGACUUUGUUUCAGCUCUGCCUACUGAUUAAUGUAUUUACUGUAUUAUAUAAUGUAGCUUACACGAAUCACUACUGUGGGCAGAUCUCGGAAUACAAAACCUGCUUAGUAUUGGUUACUUGCGUUCAUAGACAAUAUUGCAUUAAUACAUUUAGUAAAUAAAAAAAAUAAGCGAAAUAUUAUUGUAUUUUGAGAGCACCAUUGUUAUGCGGAUCUCUUGUGUGUAUGCCUCAAGGCAGCAAAGCAGUGGUUCAUGCGGCAAGGGAUUAUGCUGGUAGGCUGCAUGACGAUAAAGCAGCAUUACAAUUAAAUUUCAAGAAUGCAUUUGAUUUACCGAAAAAAAUGUGGUAUUAAUAGCCGCUCGAACACACUUCCCUAGUCUCCUCACCUUCGUUUCAGCUGGACACAGCAAAGAGUAGAUGAAUAUGUUUGGGGAACAUGAAGUUACUUCGUCGAAAAAUGUUCAGCAGCGGAGUCCACCAGCACUAAGUCUCCUGUUGAUAGCGCCUAACAAAAUCACUUUGAGACCGACGAUGGCACACUGGCAGGUCUUGAUCAGGUGAAAACAUGGGUACAGGCUAUGGGGCUCAUCUUUAAUCCCUCCAAAUGUUAAGACAUCUCAGCCAACCAGUAUACAAUCGAUGUAGUGAGAUCCAUAGUACCAAGUGCCUCAACCAUUGCCUCCAUUUAUAUCACAAUGCUUGCAGCCCGUCUGGGAACUAAUGCCUCUGACGCAAUUCUCGAAUGCAAGCGGAAUGAUCUGAAAAGGACAGAAACAUGAACAGACCAUCUAAACGUCGAUGAUGUCAUGUACGUUCUCACAAAGUGCUUGAGCCUCCCCAGGCUACCAUUGAUCUUGAGAUGUUUACCCUCAUAUAACAACCUACGACUAAAUGAAUAUGUCAGUCUCCUAAAGUCAACAUUCAAAAAAGCAUUCAACUUUAUUCUGGAAGACGGGCAGUGGGAUCAAUCUACACUUUCAGUCAGACCAGGGAACAUAAGUGUCCGCAAGAUGUCAAAGAUAGCACUCAAUGCAUUCCUUUCUUCAUGUGUGACAUCCAGCGAAUUAGAAGCAACGAAUCUCCCUGAAUGCUUCAGUCACAACAGGGGAGAAUUAAUAACCCAAAUUUCAUUGAUGGGGCCAGGCAUUGGGAAAUUCUAACAGGCUCCUCAAUCAGACCAGUCUCUCCUACCAACUGCAAACAUUCGCAAAGGGAAAGCCCAGUAGUGGAGAAUAUAGCCUCAAUAAUGCUUAAGUGUGUUGAGGAAGGACUUAGUAGGUCUCCUCCAGGCAGUCAUUGGUCCUCAUACAGGAGAUUUUCUGUUGAAUGUCCCUAAUUCCUCCCUAGGCACACACCUCGAUCCUCAGACUAUUCAUACUAGUGUUGCUCCUCGCCUUGCCUCCCCUGUUCUCACAGAACACAGGUGUAUCACAUCCAGCGUGUUGGCAGAUUAAUUUGGAUGCCAUGAACUUGUUUGCUGUAGAUUAUAGGGAAAUAUCAUAAAGUAUGAAGAAGUCAACAUUAAGAGAAGCCUUGCAAGAGCUGGAAGUUCAGCAGUAACAGGGCUGCCUAAGCAACGCGAAUCUGAUGGCAGCCAAAAACCAUUAAGAUGCAUUACGUUGCCACUCUAGACAGAUGGCAAGUUGUUAGUGUGGGACUAGACAUGUGCAUCCAUAGUGGCAGCACCAAUACAGCAGAAAUAAAAAAGGUGUACCUGGCAGCUUCGUGGAACCCAAUUGUCUAGAAAAUACAGUGAACUUGUUCUUUAUUACAUGUUUAUUCCCAUAGGUUCAGAGACUCGGCUUGUGUUCGUAAAGAAGUUAGGCAGAAUACUUAUCAGGGAAACUGUGUAUCCCAGAGCAGAUAGUUUUCUGUGUCAGUGUCUGUGCUGCAUUUUAGAGGAAUUACGCCAGAUUGUACCUUGAAAUUAAGACGCAUGUGCAACAUUUGGGUAUCUUUAUUGUAGACGUUUCGCCAUCCAGUGGCUUUAUCAAUACAAAUUCCAGGAUAU
Cherax quadricarinatus is the source of this 6566-nucleotide messenger RNA. RefSeq lists its product as uncharacterized. Lineage: Eukaryota; Metazoa; Arthropoda; Malacostraca; Decapoda; Parastacidae. The record is from RefSeq and is a predicted model, not a curated record.